CGCCCCCCAUGCGCCAGGCGGCCGGACAGCGGCGUCGGGGGGCGCCAUGGCCUCAGCGGCGGCGGGCGAAGCGGAGGAAACCACCCGGCUGCGCAAGCCGCGCUUCUCGUUCGAAGAGAACCAGAUCCUGAUCCGGGAGGUGCGCGCCCACUACCCGCAGCUCUACGGCGCGCAGAGCCGUCGGGUGAGCGUGGCGGAGCGGCGGCGCGUGUGGGACGGCAUAGCCGCCAAGAUCAACGGCAUCACCAGCUGGAAGCGCACGGGCCAAGAGGUGCAGAAGCGCUGGAACGACUUCAAGCGCCGCACCAAGGAGAAGCUGGCCCGCGUGCCGCACUCCACGCAGGGUGCCGGGCCCGCCGCUGAGGACGCCUUCUCCGCGGAGGAGGAGACCAUUUUCGCCAUCCUGGGUCCUGGUGUGGGGGGAUCAGGGGCUGGUGCCGGGCCAGAGGAGCCCCCUGCAGCCGCCCCCUCACAGCCGCCCGCCUCCUCACAGCCGCCCGCCCCUAGCGCCUGUGCCCAGCGCUAUGUGUUGUCGGAGGACCGCAGGGAGGACCGACGGGCAGAUACACCAGCCCACAGCAAGGGGGGCUCCAGCAGCCCGGAGCCCUGGGCCCGGCCCUCCUGCAACCCCCAGGAAGGGGGCUGCCCACGGUCCAAGGAGCGUGAGUCCCCGCCCCCUCCGGCCCUGCAGACGGUCCAGCUGCCCCGCCUGGCCUUGUCUCCACCACCCUCAGCCCCUCCACCGCCACCCGCGCCGCUGGCCCAAGUGGCACCCUCAUCUCCCAGCCCCCCGCCCCCUCCUAGGCCUCCUCCCACGCCCUCGGUCCCAGACCCCUCCCUGGACUUCCUGCGGGCCCAGCAGGAGACUGCCAAUGCCAUCCGGGAGCUGGCUGGCACCCUUCGGCAGGGACUGGCCAAACUGAGCGAGGCCCUCAGCGCCCUGCUGCCCCUUCUGCCGGGAACCCCGGUCGACCCGCUCCCCGCGCCGCCGCCCCCGCCCCCUCCCGCGCCUCCCAGGCCCCCGCCGCCCCCGCCCGCGCCCAAGGUGGAAGUAACCCCAGAACCCGUGUCUGUGGUGGCUGCUGUCGUGGAUGGGGCUGUGGUGGCAGCCAGAGGAGUCAUCAUAGCCCCUAGGAGCGAGGAGGGGGCGUCCCGGGCGACCCCAGCCCCGCUCCCUCCGCACGACUCCCCCCCACACAAGCGGAGGAAAGGGUUCCCUGCGCGGAAGAGGCGGGGCCGGUGGAAAUCGCCCUGAAACCUCCCUGCCGCUGCUGCCUGCGCCCCUUCCCCACAGCUUGGCGCAGUCGCGAGAGGGGCGAUGCUCCGACCCCUCCCUGCUGCACCCUGGCUCCCUGCUCCAGGGGGUGAGCACCCCACUCCCUGUGCUAGUUAGUGCCUGAUUCUCUGGGGACCUCUUCGCAGGCUUCCCCAGCCCCUUUCUCUGGUACAAUGCUGUCUGCCUGGCUGCCUCCCCUAGCCCUGACUUCUAAGCCAUCUAUUUUAUGUUAUUUAUUAUAAUGCCCUUUGUGGGUUGGGGUGGGGGGGACCUCUCGGGUCUGCACAUCCCCUCUGCCCUAACAACUCCUGUUCUUAACUUGAAGAGAAUUGACCCGUGGGGGCCUCCCCAACCCAGACUUUGGAGGGGGUAAAAAUUGCUAGACAAAUCAGAAUAUGGAUGACAAAGAGGAUGUAACUAUCUGUACCCUAAGGAGAGGAGGGCAGGGUUCUGAUUGAGAGGUGUGGGUUGGCUCCUCCACCUCUCAUUGCCUCUCUGACCUCCGGAGCUUAGCCCCCUCCUUUCUCCUCAGUGGUGACAAGAUAUCAAUAAACUUAUUUUUCAUACAAUUA
Marmota flaviventris (yellow-bellied marmot) is the source of this 1848-nucleotide messenger RNA. RefSeq names its product Myb related transcription factor, partner of profilin (gene Mypop). Gene Ontology annotation, biological process: regulation of transcription by RNA polymerase II. NCBI's taxonomy places the organism in Eukaryota, Metazoa, Chordata, Mammalia, Rodentia, Sciuridae. Gene Ontology annotation, cellular component: nucleus. Gene Ontology annotation, molecular function: DNA-binding transcription factor activity, RNA polymerase II-specific; RNA polymerase II cis-regulatory region sequence-specific DNA binding. The record is from RefSeq and is a predicted model, not a curated record.